UAUUUCCACACCUCUUCAAUUAUCCAAAUUGGCAGGGUGGGGACCCAUUUCACGUUCUCGCUCUUGUAAGUUGGGAGUAACCCAAACCACUAUCGUUAUGGCACGUGUACCUUUCGAGCAACUACAAAACCCACCUUCCCUCCCUAGCAGAAAUUUCAGUGGAUCGUAGCAAUCUUCUCUCUAGCAGCGGCAACACAUUCCUAGCGCAACGGACUCCUCUGGCCAAGCUUACUAUUUCAGCUACACCGAAGGGGCACCAUGGCAACUGUAACAGCUGCACACUUCGUUUCAAGGAGCUCACACUCGAGCACCAAUGCAUCAGAAACUAAGGCUAAUAAUUUGGCUCACAUUAGACUCAGGACCCAAAGCAUGAUUCACAAUGGUUUAAGGUCCCACAACAUGACGGAUAAGCUUCAAAUCAGGACACAAUCAAAGGCUGGGAAAAGGGCCACUGAGAAUAGCAGGCCUUCUGCCAAAAUCAUUUGUGGUCAUGGAAUGAAUUUGAUCUUUGUUGGAGCGGAAGUUGGUCCGUGGAGCAAAACUGGUGGACUUGGUGAUGUUCUUGGGGGACUUCCCCCUGCCAUGGCCGCAAGAGGGCACCGCGUCAUGACAGUUUCGCCCCGCUAUGACCAGUACAAGGAUGCCUGGGAUACCUGUGUAUUGGUGGAGAUUAAAGUUGGAGAUAGAAUUGAAACUGUCCGCUUCUUCCACUGCUACAAACGAGGAGUUGAUCGUGUCUUUGUGGAUCACCCAAUGUUCCUUGAGAAGGUAUGGGGCAAAACUGGAUCUAAAAUCUAUGGCCCAAGAGCAGGUUUGGAUUACCAGGACAACCAACUGCGAUUUAGCUUGUUAUGCCUUGCUGCUCUAGAGGCACCAAGAGUUCUGAACUUGAACAGCAGCAAAUAUUUCUCAGGACCCUACGGAGAGGAAGCUGUCUUCAUUGCCAACGACUGGCACACUGCUUUGCUUCCAUGUUAUCUAAAAUCAAUUUACCAACCUAUGGGGAUUUACAAAAAUGCUAAGGUUGCCUUUUGCAUCCACAACAUUGCAUAUCAGGGCAGAUUUGCCUUCUCAGACUUCCCACUACUCAAUUUGCCAGAUAAAUUCAAGAGCUCUUUUGACUUUAUCGAUGGGUACGACAAGCCUGUGAAGGGAAGGAAGAUCAAUUGGAUGAAGGCUGGAAUAUUGGAAUCAGACAGGGUUUUGAGUGUGAGCCCAUACUAUGCCCAGGAAGUUAUCUCUGGAGUUGAAAGAGGUGUGGAGCUGGAUAACAUCAUUCGCAAAACUGGCAUUACUGGUAUCAUAAAUGGUAUGGAUGUUCAGGAGUGGAACCCUGUUACAGAUAAAUACAUUGGCAUCCACUACGAUGCCACAACUGUUAUGGACGCAAAACCUUUGUUGAAGGAAGCCCUUCAAGCAGAAGUCGGAUUGCCUGUUGAUAGGAAUAUUCCAUUGAUAGGCUUCAUUGGUAGAUUAGAAGAGCAGAAAGGUUCAGAUAUUCUUGUUGCAGCUAUUUCACAAUUGGUUGAACACAAUGUGCAGAUAGUAAUCCUUGGAACAGGCAAAAAGAACUUUGAAAAGCAGAUUGAACAGCUGGAGCUAUUGUACCCUGAAAAGGCUAGAGGAGUGGCAAAAUUCAAUGUCCCCUUGGCGCACAUGAUCAUAGCUGGUGCUGACUUUAUGUUGAUCCCAAGUAGAUUUGAGCCCUGUGGUCUCAUUCAGUUGCAUGCUAUGCGAUAUGGAACAGUUCCCAUUGUUGCUUCCACUGGUGGUCUUGUUGAUACUGUCAAAGAAGGUAACACAGGAUUCCAAAUGGGGGCCUUCCACGUUGAAUGUGACACAGUUGAUUCAGCGGAUGUGGCUGCGGUAGUUAAAACUGUCAUAAGAGCUCUUGCCACUUAUGCCACUGCUGCUUUUAGAGAAAUGAUCCAGAAUUGCAUGGCCCAAGAUCUUUCAUGGAAGGGACCAGCCAGAUUGUGGGAGAAAAUACUCCUGGACCUGGAAGUUGUUGGCAGUGAACCUGGCAUUGAAGGGGAGGAGGUCGCUCCUCUUGCCAAGGAGAACGUUGCCACUCCUUGAGCGGCAAGGAUAACAUUUUUACGAUUUCUAAUAUUGACACCAAUGUAUACAUUAAUGCACAGAUAAACAUCCAUUCCGGUUGCAGUUUUGCUAGUGCUGGGAUCAGGCCACUUUAUGUUUUUCUUUUUCUAUGGCCAUUCUCUUUUGAGGGAGAAUGGUGCCUGAAUCAGCGGUAAGAUUCAUAACUAACGUGUUCACAGCCUUAGCCAGGCGUUAUGUGGGUAAAAAAAGGUUCAUCUUCUUGUAAAGGUGUUUCAGUUCUCCUA
Molecule: messenger RNA, 2345 nt
Organism: Hevea brasiliensis (rubber tree)
Lineage: Eukaryota; Viridiplantae; Streptophyta; Magnoliopsida; Malpighiales; Euphorbiaceae
Product: granule-bound starch synthase 1, chloroplastic/amyloplastic
Exons: 14
Coding region: 259-2079 (606 amino acids)
Molecular function (GO): alpha-1,4-glucan glucosyltransferase (UDP-glucose donor) activity
Source: RefSeq, a predicted model, not a curated record